This is a messenger RNA of Oncorhynchus keta (chum salmon), 3014 nucleotides long. RefSeq names its product inner centromere protein B-like. Gene Ontology annotation, biological process: meiotic spindle midzone assembly; mitotic cytokinesis; positive regulation of protein serine/threonine kinase activity. Gene Ontology annotation, molecular function: protein serine/threonine kinase activator activity. The record is from RefSeq and is a predicted model, not a curated record. Lineage: Eukaryota; Metazoa; Chordata; Actinopteri; Salmoniformes; Salmonidae. The coding region runs from base 163 to 2772 and encodes 869 amino acids. Gene Ontology annotation, cellular component: kinetochore; meiotic spindle midzone; chromosome passenger complex. The transcript has 14 exons.
UCAGACUGUUUAGAACAAUUUAAACGGGUUUCAGCGGGUGUUGAAAUCAAAUUGGAGGAAAGACUGACUAUUAUGUUGUGCAGAGAAUGAUAAUGGUGGAUUAUACGAUUUAAUACUUUUGUGAACAUUCUCGAAGUCAUCUGCAAUGUAGAGUGAACUGCUAUGUCAGCGAAUCGGAUUGUAUUUUGUCGAACCCGGAAGAGUGUUAUGGUAGCGACUAUGAGCUCUGUACUGUCCUCAACACGCAACCUGCUGCAGAUGUUCGAUGUGAAGAUACAAGCGUUUGCCAAUGAAAUUGAAAAUGACCACAUGGUGUGGCUGUUUGAGAUCCAGCACGAAGCCAACCGCAUAUUCUCAAGUGACUUUAGUGCAGAACCGGAAUUGAUGCCAAAGACUCCAUCACAGAAGAAGCGCAACUGUAGGAAACGUCUAGCUGUGGGUCAGAAUGAAAAUCGCAACAAGAGACGCUUCUCCAAGGGCAAACGCAGCAACCUGCGUCGCUCCUCCGUGUCCACCUCCCUGAACCUGAUAGCAGAGGAUGAGGGAGGGUCCCCAGUCACAAGGGAAGAGCUGUUCAAAACCUCACGCGCUCGCAGAACCAAACAGACCACCCAGCCUGAGGUGGCAUCACCUGUACGCAGCACCCACAAAGGAGCUGCUCAGACCUCCUCCUUCCAGCUGGAGGAGGCACACCAGCAGGUGUCUCGCUCCAUCCGCCAAAUCCUGGAGGAGAAUAUGGAGGAGGAGGCUGAGAGUAAGAGGGGGGAGUCCAGCUCAGACUCCUUCCAGCCCCCAUGUUUCCCACCCCGUCGCCCCCCACCCCGUCUCCCUCCUCCCCAAAGCCACAUAACUAAGGCCGUAGUUAAGAUCUCAGCCGCCGAGCGACAGUCUGCAGAGCUCCAGAUGAACCGCAACGCAGAGCGCUCUCCAGGCCGUGCCGCCAUUAAGAUAGUGCGUGGCAGCAGCAAUGACUUUGGCCCCAGACGGAGCUCCGUGAGACACUCCCUGACUGUGCGGCUCUCCCUGGCAGGGCUGAGAAACAGCAUGACCCAGGAGUCUGUCCGUAGGGCCUCCAGGAGAUCCUUCCUGAAGAAGAAGGCUCGGCUGGGCAGCUCCACCUGCAGCAGUAACGUCAGCGGGCUUGAUGGCAGCGGUAAGAAGCCACCAUCAAGUCUGGGUCCUCGUCUCAGUACCAAGCGCAGAGUAGCAGCAGAAGCUAAAGAGGACUUCCAGACCCCCGGGAAGAAGCCUUCACCCCUCAAGAAGAGCCAGAGUGUGAGGCCCAACGUGAGGUCGUUCCUCCACACGGUCCAGAAGAACCAGAUGAUGCCGAUGAUCCCUGGCUCUCUGGGACGCAGCACGGUCAUGAAGUCCUUCAUUAAACACACAACGCCGGACAGAGUCGACCUCAAGUCGGGCAGUGGUCUCGUGGAAAGAGAACGCCUGAAACUGGAAGCACUGAAGAAGAAGCAAGAGCAAGAAGAGGAGAGGAGGAAGAAGAUGGAGGAAGAGAAGAGGAGAAAACAGGAGGAGAUGAAGAGGGAGGAACGGCUGCGGAGGGUAGUCGAGGCCCGGGGGAAGGAAGAACAGAAAGAUAAGAAGAUUCUCCAGAUUGAGAAACACCACACACUGCAAGUGGAGCACAUGGCAGAGGAGAAGGUGGCCGCCAAACGGCAGGACGAGCUGGAACUGAGGAAGAGGAGGAGGAGGAAGAUUCAACAAGCUGAGGAGAAGAAGCGUCACCAGGAGCUGCAGGCUAAGAGGAGAGCAGAAGAGGAGCAGGAGAGGACUCUCAAGAUGGCUGAGGCCCGACUAGCAAUGGAGAAAGAACAGGAGAGGACUCGCAAGAUGGCUGAGGCCCGACUAGCAAUGGAGGAAGAACAGGAGAGGACUCGCAAGAUGGCUGAGGCCCGACUAGCAAUGGAGGAAGAACAGGAGAGGACUCGCAAGAUGGCUGAGGCCCGACUAGCAAUGGAGAAAGAACAGGAGAGGACUCGCAAGAUGGCUGAGGCCCGACUAGCAAUGGAGGAAGAACAGGAGAGGACUCGCAAGAUGGCUGAGGCCCGACUAGCAAUGGAGAAAGAACAGAAGAGGACUCACAAGAUGGCUGAGGCCCGACUAGCAAUGGAGGAAGAACAGGAGAGAGAGAGAAGAGAUGCUGCUGAAAGGGAUCGAGUAAAGAGGGAACAGACCUUUGCUCUUCAGAGAGAAGUGGACAGAGCUGCCAGAGAGAGGGAGAGGAAAGAGUUGAGUGAGAAGGGGGAGCAGGAGGAGAGGAGGAGGAGGGAGGAACAGCAGAGGCAAGCGGAGGGGGAGAGACACAGAGAAGCAGCCAGACAGACAGAAACGGACGCUGCCAAGAGUCACCUGACUGCUGAAGUUCAGACGCCCGUAGGGAAGGGAGGAUUAAUCAACGUCACUGCAGAUAUCAAGCAGACUCCCCAGUCGUAUGAGAUCAGUCCUAAGGGGGGCGACAAACCCGUUGUUCUCAACACCAACCCCGAGGACUAUGGGAUGGAUCAGAACAGUGAGGACUCUACUGAUGAUGAGUCGGCACCAAGGAAACCCAUUCCCAAAUGGGCCAAGGGCGACCAGCUGAAACAGUCCAUGAAGAGGCAAUAUUUCAACCCAACGGACGUGGACUGUCACUAUGGAGAGAUCGAACCUCCAAUGUUGAACCACAUCUUCUACAAGAACAAACCUCGCUACCUCAAACGUACCAGUUCCGUUAUCUGGUACUCUCCUCCUAAAAUGGAGGCUCUGCCCAUUUAAACACUGGGAACUGGGAUAGAAGGGGUUUUAUAUUGUGUUUUUGGUACAUUUUGUUCUUUUGCCUGCGUUAUAUUAUAGAACCCUCUGGUUGACGGACACCUGAAGUGACUGCAGAUAAGUGCAAGAAAUGUAGCAAACCAUUUUAUAUAUAUAUAUAUAUAUAUAUAUCUAUAUAUAUAUAUUUUUUAAAUAAAUGUUGUAUACAUUUCAAAACUUCUCUUGAAUAAAAUGAGUAGAACAUG